Haemonchus placei is the source of this 672-nucleotide messenger RNA. Lineage: Eukaryota; Metazoa; Nematoda; Chromadorea; Rhabditida; Trichostrongylidae. The record is from the annotation of a GenBank genome assembly.
AUGUUCUAUUCUGGCUGCUUCAGCGAUGAGCACCUGGAGACGACCUAUCAACAGGCGUUGAGGUUUCUUGAGCGCGGACGCGGACAUGGCAUUGAGGGUAAAAAAGCCGCCUAUCGUUUACUCGAUCAGGCUGCACAAUCUGGGCACACUGACGCCAUGAAGCUCAUGGCGUACGCUCAUCUCUUUGGUGAUCGAGCACGUUGGUCCAUCGAUGAAGCGAAAAAGAUUUUCGAGGAACUUGCUGAAAAUGGCUCGCCCGAUGCUCAAUUGGGUCUUGCUUUCAUGCACGCUACUGGACUGGGCAUGCCUAAAUCGAAUCAAGCCAAAGCUUUAGUAUACUAUAUGUUCUCGGCUCUUGGCGGAAAUCCACUUGCUCAAAUGGCCAUGGGCUACCGUUAUUAUGCUGGAAUUGCUGUCCCUCAGAAUUGCGAGAAUGCAUUGUCGUAUUACGAAAAGGCGGCUCAGAAAGUUGCCGAAGGAUUUAGGUUUUCGACUGGUCUAGCGAUCCAACGGAUAAGAUUAACCGAUGAAAUGGAACCAUCUUCAACAAAUACAAUAACGGUGCCCAUGGAUCAAAAUUUGAUUGAAUACUACCGGUUUCUGGCAGAGAAAGGCGAUGUUUCUGCACAGGUGAGGGUCUUUACACCUAUUUCGUUACGCUUGCCUUUCUAA